AUGUCGUUCGGUUCGCGCGGUGGCAAUCCAUGGUGGUUUGCAAUGCGAGCACCUUUUUGUACAUUUUUAUUUGAAGCUUGCCCAUGCUUAAAACAGUAUGCCAACGUAAGCUAUAAAUUCCGCUCAUCUUCACAGCGGCAGGACAUUAUGGAAAGUGUCGAGCGGCAAAGUCUGCAUUCCGACCAUUCGAUCAAGUUCCCGUUACGCCCCGUUGUACCGAUACGUUCGAUUGAAAGUCCUGACUAG
This is a messenger RNA of Gongylonema pulchrum, 246 nucleotides long. The record is from the annotation of a GenBank genome assembly. NCBI's taxonomy places the organism in Eukaryota, Metazoa, Nematoda, Chromadorea, Rhabditida, Gongylonematidae.